GGGAAUUUAAAGUCUUCAGGAAUGGCGUUAUUGAAAGGAAUCUCCCUAUCGAAGGAUCGAUAUACUGCCUGCUUUCUUACGGCGCUUAUUUAUCUUGGGCAUUGAUCGAAGUGAAAAAAAUCGAUUUAAAUAAUAUGGUCGUUAAUGCUAUCGGUUGUAUGGAACAAGCCGAUAUGUUAAAGUUAUAAUUAAAAAAUUACAUUGAAAUUUGCAAAGACAUUGUACAAAAUGUCUCUCAUAACGAUCUCCAACAAGCUGCCUUGUUUGCAAUAUGUACAUUAGCCGCAAAUUUCAAUGUAGAACUGGCCGACCAUAAGAACCCGAUUCUACACGACUUGGUUUUAAAACUAAGCUCGGAUGACGUUAUGUUAAUCAAUAAGUAUGCAGAAGAAUAUGUUUUCUUAAAACAUUGGACAGGAACACACGAAGAAGAUCAAGUCCAAAUAAAGAAACGUCGUGAAGUCUUGGAGCGUUUUUGCAAACUUAUUGAAUUUGGUAUCAUACCAGUUACCAGCGCGUCCUUUGUUUUGAUGUAUUAUGUGAAGUGUGAAAAAUGCUAUGGAGAUAUCAUAAAGAAAAUGGUCGCCACGAUGUGCAGCCUCAGCAGGACAAAUUGCACCACGGUCAUGUUCCUGACUUUGAAGGAAAAUUAUUUGCAGGUGGAAAGUUCAUGUGCUGGCGAUGUGGUUAAUAAAACUAUCGAAGGAUUUGUGCAGCUAAAGACUUUGGCCGCACAUCUAGCCAAGUUCUUGGGCACAAACAAACUGAAAAAUCGACAAGCAGUAGCAAAGCUGCACGAGGCUGGGAUUCUGUUUGCGGUUGAACAAAGUGGUAGCCCGAAUGUGCCUCCACAUCGCUUACCGUUUUUAGAAAUAUUAACCAAGUUUUCAGCAAAGCUUGAAGAAGAGGAUAGAUCUUCUGUAUUCAAGUACUUACAAUCAAGGAGUGGAAUACCUUCUAGAAUACCCUCAGGAGCCAUAUGGGCUCCAUAUAGGAAUUAUAUAAGGUCUCUUAUCGGUUCCAAACCCCCCCUGCCCCUAAAUACGGAGCAAAGGGCCAAGGAACCAAGCCAAAGGCCAAGACCUACAGGUGCAGCUGGUGAAACCUUUCCUUUUCCUACAACAUCCAUACAGAGGUCCGGGCAUUCUAUGGAGCGACCGCGAGGGGAAACAAUUAGGAGAUAUCCAGGUACAACUGGUGAACGCCCCGCCACGCCAAUGACAAGAACACCACAGAGAUCCCCGGGCCGCGCCCCCAUUAGGAUUAUAAUAACUCCGGUCAGUAAACCCUCGGGGCCGCGAUCGCCCCCAACACGUGGCAGAAUAUUAAGUGCUGGCCAUCUUGCGCCCCCUACACCGGUGUAUCGGCGCAGCGCCUCUAAGGGUUCUUCGCCCAGAAGAAGACCAGAAAGGCCCAGUGAAGUUAUGCAACCCAAAAGGAGACGUCUAGAAUGAAACAUCCCAUUUAAUUGCUGAAGAGCUUUCCAUUUAUUUUGAGAGUCAACCAAGAAUUGCAGCAGCAGCUUCGCAGCAGAGAUAAUGUGGCCUCCAAAACUCUGCCCUAGACAAUGACACCUUCGAAUUCAUUUGUCCUCACUGAAAUAAAUG
Ctenocephalides felis (cat flea) is the source of this 1607-nucleotide messenger RNA. Its product is annotated as cohesin subunit SA-3-like. Gene Ontology annotation, biological process: sister chromatid cohesion. Bases 366 to 1454 code for a protein of 362 amino acids. Lineage: Eukaryota; Metazoa; Arthropoda; Insecta; Siphonaptera; Pulicidae. The transcript is spliced from 12 exons. Gene Ontology annotation, molecular function: chromatin binding. Gene Ontology annotation, cellular component: chromatin; cohesin complex; nucleus. The record is from RefSeq and is a predicted model, not a curated record.